AUUACAGGAUCAGCGGUGUGGGCCUUUUUUAYUGGACUCUGUGAAAGCACGUCUGACUCCACAGCACAGGCGCUCUCUGUGUGGUUGGUGGGAAAAAAAAAMCUCGUAGUGUACAGACAAGUGCCACGCAAGAAAGGGAGGCCUGUCUAGUCAACUUUUGUUACGACCUUGGCAAGAAAGAGAAAGUCACGAAGAAAUCAAAGUCGCUUCGGAGGAAAGUUGUGAAGGAGGACUAGCUUAGCAACAGAUUCCCACUUCCUGGGGUGGACAGGAUCAAACUCUUAACACCAUGAAUAUGGAUAUACAUCCACAAGGACCUCAAACAGCCGUGCAACCAGUAUUUCAGAAACCGCUGCAGCCCGAUAUGGGCUAUAAUUCCUUGGCUAACUUCCAGAUCGAGAAGAAGAUCGGACGUGGCCAGUUCAGUGAGGUGUACAGAGCACGGUGCCUGUUAGACAACACGUCAGUGGCCUUGAAGAAAGUUCAGCAACUGAACCACCCCAAUGUGAUAAAGUACCAUGCAUCUUUUAUUGAGGACAAUGAGCUCAACAUAGUUCUAGAGUUGGCGGAUGCUGGGGACCUCUCUCGUAUGAUCAAGCACUUUAAGAAGCAGAGGAGGCUUAUCCCAGAGAGAACAGUGUGGAAGUACUUUGUCCAGCUCUGCAGUGCACUUGAACAUAUGCACUCCCGAAGAGUCAUGCAUAGAGAUAUAAAGCCAGCCAACGUAUUCAUCACAGCUACUGGAGUAGUAAAACUGGGAGACUUGGGACUGGGACGAUUCUUCAGCUCUAAAACAACUGCUGCUCACUCUCUAGUGGGUACUCCUUACUACAUGUCACCAGAGAGGAUACAUGAAAACGGCUACAACUUCAAAUCUGACAUCUGGUCGCUAGGAUGCCUCCUCUACGAGAUGGCAGCCUUACAGAGUCCCUUCUACGGGGAUAAGAUGAACCUGUACUCUCUUUGCAAGAAGAUAGARCAGUGCGACUACCCCCCUCUUCCAUCAGAUCACUACUCCGAAGAGCUGAGGAGUCUGGUAGAUAUGUGCAUCAACCCCGACCCGGAGAAGAGGCCGGACAUCACCUACAUGUCCGGCAUGGCCAGACACAUGCAAAAUAUGACAAAGGGCUGUUAAAGCCAGAGUUCACACUAUGUCCUCCUCCUCCUCCUCCUCCUCCUCACAUCACCUUCCUGCUUCAUAUUCUGGACUCAAAAUACAGUUUUCACCUUUUACACAAACACUUACUCCAGAGUCUGGCUCCUUGUGAUAACCGCUACAUGAGACAGAUGUUUUCUGUCGAGGUAAAGGCUGUAAACGUCUCGCCUUCGAGUUCAUCGAUUCAAAUGUUUCUUUUUAUCAAAUGUUAUCAAUUAGAUAUUAACGUUUUUAAGUCGAUAUGGAAUUCUUUCACUCUUGAGCUGUCUUGAGUGACAUCGCAGACCCCUUUAUCAGUUGAUUAAUUUAAAUCACUUUUUUUAUAAACUGCAGUUUAAAGUGAUCUCAUACAUAGGCGGUACAUCUCUGUACUGCCUGAUAGUGUUUGAGGAAAAACACCAGACUGUAUCUCACACCUUUUUUGCUUAAAAAUGAGUUCUGAACUGAACCGGAUGUAUUGUAGCUCACUAAGGAGUUGCUGUGGCUUUAAGGCAGUCAUGUUUUCCUCUCCAGCUCACACUCCCAGAAGCUAUUUAAAGCACAUAUGCUGCUUUACAGGGUGCCUAUCAAUUCAAAAAUCAAUACGCAGAAAUGCUGGGGAAUUUCAGCUUUUAUGGCUUCAAAAGUUAGCCGAAAAAGAAAGAGAACUUUUAGCUGAAAUUUAAAUGGAAAUUUUAUUCAUUGUCAACAACAAAUCUGAGACAAAACAGAAUAAUUGAUGGUUGAAAUGUUGUCAUAUUGCAGGGUUUUUUUUAUUCUUCUUCCUGGUACUAGAAGCCUGGCAGGGUUAUGUCAAAUGAAUGUUUUAGAACAGGAAAGAUCAUUUAAGAGGUAGACUGGAGACAUGCUCAAGGGGAACAUGGGCAAAUGUCUCCACAACUCUUUGAAUGCGAGUCAACUUGACACCUUUUGUGUUGUCUGAAAACUUCACAAUGUCUGUUUUGACAGCCUCAUAGUUGCCGAUGCUGUAACAAAAGCAGUUUUUACGUCUUCUGUUUACCCUACUUAUGACUCCAGAUUUUCCUCCUCGCUCAGCUCGAGCAAGAUAAAGCGCUUUAACAAUGCGGGGAAAAGGUCUGUAACGUCCAAAAGAAAAAAGUUAAAACAAAGAUGGCCGACGGCUGCAUCAGAACCACUACUUGUGAUUUAAGCAUCGUCGUCAUUGCUGUUUGUCUCUUAGGUAGUAAAAUCUUUGCCGUCCAUGUUCAGUGUGUCUAACACACACUUAAAUAUACAGUAUCUAUGUCAAAGUACAGUUUAUGAAAAGUAUAUAAAGUCUUGUGAAAAGGAAAGUGGGGUUUUUAUUCUUUUACUGUAAAUAAAGAAGAAAACAUCCAGAGUCAGACCUUUUGGUUUGUUGGGAUGGAAUCGUGUCACCAGUUUAUAUUGUGAUAAAGAUGUUAGAAUGAAGGUGAUAACACUAUUAGUGUCUUCUUUUCUCCUUUAACAUCUGUUAUCCCUUCAUUAAACUCUGCAGUUGCUGGGGUUUUUUUUGUGUGUGUGUGUGUCUGUUUUUUGCUUGUUUGAUAUAACCAUGUACAAAGAUUGAAAAUGUAUCAGAGUAAAAUGUAAACCUUUGUUUAACAGAAUGUUUUGGAAUGAAUUGAUGGUUGCAGAUCUAAAUGGGUUUAAAGAACAUGUAGUGUUUUGCUAUUUUUUGUUUGUAGGUUUAUACAUUUUCCUUCAUCUAAUCCCUGCUUAACUGUUUUUUCCUCGUGUAAUUCUUCUUCUCAUACAGUUCUGAUCACGUUCUGUUAAUGUUCUCGAACCGAAACAAAACAAAACAAAAAAACAUGUGGAUGACACCAAAAACAUUUCAGUAUUUUGCAGCUUUUGAAGCACUUUUGUUAGAGAUUUUAGUUUUGGUGUUUAUAUUUUACACACAUAGGUGCGGCAGUUUUCUGCACAAUGCUAAAGCAGCCUCAAAUUAUUUUCUUUAAGCAUAUUUACCUAAAGCACCAGGAGCAUUCAUAUUUACAGAAACGUACUUUGUUGUUGUUGUUUUUUUUAAAUUAAAACCAAAGAAAAAUGUUAUAAGUAAAACUGUAUGUCUGUGCUGAAAUAAUGUUUUGUUUACGUACAAAAACAUUAGAAUUUCUAUCAUAUUUUAUCCUUACGAAUGGGAUAUUAACACACGGAGCUGAGUCACUUUAAGGAUUUUGGCUAUAACUUGAUAUGUUUUUGGUUUUUUUGUCUGCAUGUAAUGUGUGGCUUUGCUUCUUUGAGCUUUACUGUUUACUUCUGCAUGCCCACUGAAGUUGGUGAUGAAGAGUCUAGAAAGUAAAAAAGAAAAAAAAUGACAAUAAUUAUUGUCUUGAUAUGUUUUUAGUUGCUUUUUGAACCUUUCAUGUCAAAUGAAAUGUCUUUAUUAGAAAUGCUUUGUAUGCAAACUGAAUUUAAUAAAGCUUUUGAAAAUUCUCA
Austrofundulus limnaeus is the source of this 3577-nucleotide messenger RNA. It is a transcript of the gene nek7, whose product is annotated as NIMA-related kinase 7. Gene Ontology annotation, cellular component: nucleus. Gene Ontology annotation, molecular function: ATP binding; protein serine/threonine kinase activity. The record is from RefSeq and is a predicted model, not a curated record. Gene Ontology annotation, biological process: peptidyl-serine phosphorylation. NCBI's taxonomy places the organism in Eukaryota, Metazoa, Chordata, Actinopteri, Cyprinodontiformes, Rivulidae.